Molecule: messenger RNA, 3199 nt
Organism: Phyllostomus discolor (pale spear-nosed bat)
Lineage: Eukaryota; Metazoa; Chordata; Mammalia; Chiroptera; Phyllostomidae
Gene: SCEL
Product: sciellin
Exons: 32
Coding region: 192-2216 (674 amino acids)
Biological process (GO): epidermis development
Cellular component (GO): cytoplasm
Source: RefSeq, a predicted model, not a curated record
AGCCUCUGACUGUUCAUUAACACAGUCAGGUGGAGGUGGAAACCAGACUCAGUCAACUCCAGGCACACACAUCGCUUUCAGCUGGACCCACCUGGGGAAUCGCUGUCGGCUGUUCAGACAAAAAGUCCUGGUUUUCUGCUCAAGAGAGAUCUGUGCUGGAAGGCAGUAUAUCCAAUUUUGCCUUAAGAAAAAUGUCUCCCACAGGAAAUGCUAUGACGAGCACUACUCGCGGGACCACACAGAGACAGCAGGGCUUUCUGGAGGUGAACAAAAGAAGGACUUUCUUACAGGAUAGCAGCUGGAUAAAGAGCCGCCCUGAGGAAGAAAGAGAUGAAAAUUAUGGUAGGGUGGUGCUCAACCGACAUAACUCCCAGGAUGCCUUGGACAGGAACACGAAUGAGAGAAAUGAGCUAAAAGCCACACUUAGUCGGUACAGAUCUGAUGACACUUUGGACAGGAUCUCAGACAGACACGAUGCUGCUAAGUCGUAUAAGGCCUUGGACAACCAACCAACCAACAGGCACAUGUCCACAUUUAGAUCACCAGAAGCAACAAAAAUGCAGCCCAGAGGUUUUCUGGGUGCGAGCGCCACCAGCACCCCGGCUCCCAGCUCUGCUACAGCGCCGGUGAAGAAGAAGAGGCAGUCCUGGUUUCCUCCGCCCCCUCCGGGGUACAGCCCGGCUCCCAGCACCAGCACCGGAGCGAGCAGAAGGGAACCAGCUGCUCACCCUCCAAUACCCCCAAAGCCCAAGUCUCCUGCUUUAUCUCCUCACCAGCUGAGACGGGAUAAUAGGCAGAUUUGUCCACCUGCAGCAGGUGUGUAUACAGAAACCAACAGGCCUGCUGAAAGGAAGUUAAGGAGUGAGGAUCUCGAGAACAUCGUGAAAGUGGCCACUUCACUUCAGAAAACUGACAAGGGAGAAGAAUUGGAUAAUAUCAUCAAAAUGAACAAAAGCUUGAAUAGAAAUCAAGGUCUGGAUAGUAUCUUCAGAACAACUCCUAAGGCAGAGCACAUAGAGAAAAGAGCCCAAAGCCUUGAAAGUCUCAUCUUUCUGAAUGCCCGGACAAACAAAGAUGGCAGAGGAAACCAAGGCCUUGGAAGUCUUAUUAAUCUUAAUCAGAGGACUGACAAAAAUGAGAAAGGAAAUGAAGACCUUGAUUAUGGUACCAAAAUGGAUUCCAGAGGAAGUGAAAAUACCACUGGAAAACAAGACCGCAGUGGGCGUAUUAAAGUGAAUCCUGAAACAAAUAACAAUAUCAAGAGGGGCCAGAGUCUUGACAAUCUCAACACAGUGACCCCUGAAGUAAACAGAAGUACCUCAGGUUUCAGGGACCUUGAUAACCUCAUCAGAGUGAAUCCAAGAACAGAAAAAAGUGUGCAAGGGGGCCAAGGCCUUGAGAGCCUCAUCAAAGUGGCUCCUGAGACACACAGAACUAACCGAAGCAAUGAACAAGGUCUUGAUGGACUUAUUAAUCCAAGCCCCAAAGCUGUCAGAAACAUGGCUGGAAAUCAAGAUCUUGACAAGCUCAUCAAAGUGAAUCCUGAAACUCUCUCCAAUAACCGCAGAAACCAGGAUCUUGAUAACCUCAUCAAAGUGAAUCCUGCCGUGAUCAGAAGCAAUCAGAGCCAAGACUUGGACAAGCUUAUCAAAGUGAAACCUUCGGCUCUUAGGAACACGGAACGAGAUCGGGACCUGGAAAAUUUAAUUGAAGGAAAUUCUAAUGCGUCUAAAAAUGAGAGUGGAAGGCAAGAGGGCCGAGUCAAUGGACCCACCAGCGCUCUGAACAACCGGUCCGCUGGAACCACAGCCCGUGCUAUUGAAGCCAGGAGGAAUUUCAGCUCCGACGCUGACCCCAGGCCUGCAGGGCCCCAGGAUACGGUGGUGUACACGAGGACGUAUGUGGAGGAUAGUAAAUCGCCAAAGGAUGGCUACGAGGACAAUGCCUCUCGAAAAUACAUACAAACUGUUUAUUCGACUUCAGAUAGGUCUGUCAUCGAAAGAGAUAUGUGCACUUACUGCCGAAAACCCUUGGGCACGAACACUAAGAUGAUUUUAGAUGAAUUACAAAUUUGCUGCCAUUCCACUUGCUUCAAGUGUGAAAUAUGCAAACAGUCUUUGGAAAACCUGAAGGCGGGAGACAGUAUUUGGAUUUAUAGACAGACAAUACACUGUGAACCUUGCUACUCUAAAGUUGUGGCAAAGUGGAUUCAAUAAUUCUGGCACACGGAAAUCAAGAUGAAAGCAUUCAUUAAGGAAUUCAAAUUUUUAUUUUGAGAUUAUGUAAUUUAGAAAACCCUUUUCCACUGAAGAUUGACUUUGGUAUACAAUUAACUAUCCUGCUGGUGCAUAAAUAAUCUAAUUGCCUUCAAUAAGGUCACACACAUAAAGGGAACCAUCUGUCAUCUUGCUGGAUUGAGUCAUCAAAAAUUCAAGGGGUUUCAGUUACUGAUGUCAGAAGAAGGUGCUCCUGAUGGCUGCCGGCUUGGGGCCCCGAGCAGGUCCGCCCCGCUCCCCAUCCGGGCUGUGCACCAUGGUUUCCGUGACAUACACGUUCCUCAUUUCCUCACCUUUGCUUCCCUAAGAAUUUGGCCUUGCAGACGUCAUUGACAUCUUGACAAACUGUCAAGAAAGCAGGAUAUGUCUCCUUCAUGUGCAAAAGAAACAUUGUAGAAAUUUCCUGAUAAGGUUGGGCAGGAAGAUGGGAGCAUAUAAAGUCGUAUGGACCUCAGAAAAUCAUGUGCACUUUCUGGGUCUCUGAGCUUGUAUCUGAAACAGGAAGGGUAUUGAAAAUUGUUCCUGAGGUCUCUUUCUGCUCCCAAAUUAUUCUAAAGCAAGUUUCUGUUCCUUCUUUAGAAGUAUAUCUGAAUAUGGGCUUGUUAAUCAUAUUGAACUGGAGAGGACAUCUGAACAAUAUAAUCUUUGGGUCACCCUUCAUUUUAUUGCAGAUAUAAUUUUUAAAAACAGAAAGACAUUGAUUUGUGGGUAAUGGGCAAAAUUGUAUGAUGUGUAUUCUACAUAUUAUAAUUUGUUAAUUUUUUGCAUGUAUUUCAAAAUCGGGGUAUAUAAAUAAUCUAUGAGAAAAUAAUGGUUAUGGACUACAAUGACAUGUUCUUUAUCAUGUUACAUCUAUUCGUAUUACAUAGCACUUUAUAUUUACAGAUGGCUGAUGAAAAUAAAAUGAACUGCCAGUGACAGAA